AUGGGAACCGCAAAAGUUACCAACGGCACCAUCCGACCGUUACCGCUCGUGCGCGGUACGGUGCGCAAGCGGACGGCGCCUGCGCCCGCGCGCCUGCGCACGAGUACGCGCGAGUGCAGACGUCCGUGCGCAGGCGCGCGGGCGCAGACGCCCGUUCGCUAUCGCGCGGGCGCAUAUGUCCCUGCGCAGGCGUGCGACCGCGCACGCGUUGCGCAGACGCCCGUCCGCAGGCGCGCGUGCGCAGGCGCAGUCCGCUUGCGCACCGAGUCGCGCACGAGCGGUAACGGUCGGACGGUGCCGUUGGUAACUUUUGUGGUUCCCAUCGUGGGUGACAAAACCUUGCUGGUGUGGGAGCUGAGCUCUGGACCCACGGCCAAGGCCUUGCAACAUUCUCUGUUCACAGUCUUCUCCCAGUUUGGCCUUCUGUAUUCGGUCCGAGUCUUCCCAAACGCAUCAGUGGCCGGUCCUGUGUUCUAUGCCAUCAUCAAAGUUUAUUCAGAAAGGGAUCCCCACAGAGCCCAAAAGGCAUGCGACCAGGAGCAGCUUUUUCAGGCAUCUCCAGUGAAGGUUCGUCUCGGCACCAGACAUAAGGCGGUUCGACAUAAUACGCUUGCCCUGGACAGCUCCAGAUGCCAAGAAUUGGCAAAUUACUACUUUGGUUUCCAUGGGUGGUCAAAAAGGAUCAUCAGGCUUCAGGAUCUUUCUAACCUUGAAGAAAGGGAAAAUGAUGAAAUUGUGACACCACUUCAGAAGCAAAGCCUGAAGUUCUUCUGUGCUUUCAAGGUGGUGUUGCCCUCCCACGAGUGCAGGAGUCCUGGAGUUGGCAUGGCUGAGGAACCUCUGGAGAAGUUGGAGGAAGGGUCAUUGUCAUUCCUUAUGAAAAGGAAGGUAACCCAGAAGCUUGCUAUUCACAAGGCUAUGACAGAUGCAUUCCGGAAACUGCUGAUUGUGGUUUUAGAAAGUGGUAAAAUACCUGUGGCAUAUAGACCCUGUGAAGAGGUCACAGAUGCUAGAACCGAAGAGGAACAACAGGAUUUAAUUCAAUCCAGAUGUCGGCCCCGCCUCAUCAGGAGUUGACUGAGACUGAGGUUCCACACGCGGACACGGAUUCGGUUGGGGAGCUGCC
Molecule: messenger RNA, 1126 nt
Organism: Balaenoptera acutorostrata (minke whale)
Lineage: Eukaryota; Metazoa; Chordata; Mammalia; Artiodactyla; Balaenopteridae
Product: RAD52 motif-containing protein 1-like
Exons: 8
Coding region: 1-1077 (358 amino acids)
Cellular component (GO): nucleolus
Molecular function (GO): RNA binding
Source: RefSeq, a predicted model, not a curated record